This is a messenger RNA of Cyprinus carpio (common carp), 4298 nucleotides long. RefSeq lists its product as uncharacterized. Lineage: Eukaryota; Metazoa; Chordata; Actinopteri; Cypriniformes; Cyprinidae. The record is from RefSeq and is a predicted model, not a curated record.
ACUGCAGUGUGACCCGCCCGUGAAUCGUAAUGUAAGACUGUAGUCACGCCCCGGGUGAGAGACAGGUGUCCGGGCUGGGGGCACAUGCCGUCAGUGAGUUGUGUCCCGCGGGGCGGCGGAGUGCUGAUGGCAUUAUCUUGUGCGCUGUGGGCUCACCGGAGGCAGCUUCACGGCGGAGCGGGAGAGUGUUCGCCGGUCGCUGCAGCAUGCACAAUGCUUUCGGCUGUCGUAAGGACUCUACCUUCAGGAUCACGUAGAGACAACCAGGGUGUUGCGCAGCCCAAUUUGUAAUUAAUCAGCGUGCUCUAACGGGUUAUUAUGGCUUCCAGCUCUGGGAAGAUGAACCAACCCUCCGGCGGCAGCGGUGCAUGUAACGGGACCGCUAUUGCGGAUAUCCCCAGUGGUGUGAAUGUAGAACUGUAUGAUUAUCAAAUGCACACGAAAAUGUGCAAGAAAAUAGCGCAGCUGACAAAGGUGAUAUACUCUUUAAACACUAAGAAUGAAGAGCAAGAGGCAACUCUGCAGUCGCUACGCCGUGUUGCCACGGAGACGCAGGGCAGCCUCCAGCCAACCACAGGUCAGGAUGAAGAAGAGGAGGAGUCAGCAUUUAUUCUGAGGACACGCCUUCUAGAACUGCAGGCCACCGUAGAGGAAGUGGAGGAGCGUGGACAGAGGGCUGAAAUAGAGUAUGCGGAGCGCAUAGCCAUGUUAACCCAAGAGACAUCAGAUCUGCGCAGAGACUACCAGAACCUGCAGACAGAUAGAGACAACCACCACAAAUUACUGCAACAGACACAGGAAGAAAACAAGCGCUUGGAGAAUGAGUGCCAAGAGCUACGUAGAACCAGAGAUGAAGAGAGAAAGAGAGAGGAGGAGGAGAAAAUGCAUAGAGUUGAGGAGGAGAGGAAGAGAGAGAUGGAGGCGAGGAAUCGAGAGUCACAGGAAAGGCAACGUGUAGAGGAGGAGUGUGAAGAAAGGUUGAAAUCGGUAAGAAAGGAGCUACAGGUUCUGAGGGAGGAGAAAGAGAGAGCGGAGAAAGAAUGGAAGAGAGAUGUGGAGGAGUGGAAGAAGAGAGCGAAGGAGAUGGAAAAAGAGAGGAGGGAGGAGCAAAAGGCAGCUGAGAAGACAAUACAAAAGAGCCUCAAUGAACACAUCAAUCAGUGGCACCAGAGAGAGCAAGAAAACCGCAAGUCCCAGAAUGCAACACUUCAGCAGAGGCUGAGAAAAGCAGAGACGGACUUGGAGGUUCAAGAACAGAGGCUGAAUGAGAGCAACAGACACUGCAGCAAACUUCAGGAGAGAGUAGAGGACCUGGAGGAGCAGUUGGAGGAUGGGCGUCACCGGGUGGCCGAGGCUGAGGCUGUGGCAAAGAAGGCAGAGGAGGAGUUAGCUGUAGCCAAAGAACGAUUAUUACUGCAAGAGAAUGAGCUACAGAGCAAAUCAGAGGAGUUAAUGAGCCAGAGUUCAUCUCAGGUGAGGGUCUCUGCUGAAGUGGAAGAGCUAAGGUCUCAACUGAGUCGUCUCAACAUUAGAAACAAAGAGCUGGAGCUUCAGAACAGUGGCCGAUCCAAUGACCACGCUCGCAUGCUUAAACAGCAUGCAGAUGCUCUAUCCUCUAUGCGUCUGGAGCUGCAGCGAGCUCACACUGAGGAGAUCAGACGCCUUCAGCAGGAGGUGGAGAACGAAAGAAAGAAUGACAGACAGGAGCUGGAAGAAGAGAAGAAACAGGUUCAGCAGAAGAUGGAAGAAGAGAAAAUAAGGCUGAAAGAGCAGCUUCGGAAAGCACUUGAAGAAGUGAUACGCAAACAUGCCAGUGAGCUGCGGCAAGCGCACGUAAUGCUGGAUGCAGAAAAAAAGAAAGCCCAGCAGAUUGAGGAGCAGAUGAAAACCGGAGAAGAAGAGAGAAAUGCUUUAGAGACAGAGAGGGAAGAGCUACACAACCAACUACAGCUGUCCAAAAGAGAGAUGGCGAAAUUGGAGGGGGUGAUUCAGACACUGGAGAGAGAAAGAGAAGAGGAGAAGGAAAGGGCAAAAGAGAGAGAGCAGGAGUAUGCAAAGGUGGAGCGGCAGUCAGCAUGUGGCCCGGAGUGUGUACGAGUGAGAGAAGAACUGGAAAACACACACAGCAGUAUGCAGCAAAUACAGGAGGAGUUUGCUGCACAGAAGGAAGUGUUACAGGCAGAGAUUUCUGCUCUACAGCAAGAGAGAGACAUUCUACAACAGUCCAAUCAUAGUAUAGAGGAGAGAAUCAGGCUACAGUUUGAGAAGCAGUUCUCCGAUCAGAUUGUGGAAAUGAAGAGAGAAAGAGAGGAGGAGAUCAGAAAGAAGAACCAACAGUGGCAACACAGAGUAGAAGAACUGCAGACACAGUUGGAGGAGAGGAGAGCACUCUCAGAGAAGAUGGAAGGAGAGAGAGAGAGACGUUACGGUAAUGGAGAGAUGGAACGAAUGAAGCAGGAGAUCCAAAAGACAAGGGAUAUGAACAGCACGCUCAGAUCUCAGCUUCACUCCACCAUUCAAGAGAAAGAGAGACUGAUGAGGCAGCAGUUACAAGUGGUAAAAGAGGAAGAUGAGGACGAGGAGGAUGGAAAGGCUACGGGAGAGAGGGAAGAGGAGAGGGCAAAGCGGGGGUGGCGUGAGCGAGAGGAGGAGUUGUUGCGUGUGGAAAGGUUAAAUCACCAGCGUGCUCUUCAGGCCCUGGAAGCACAAGCCAAUGAAGAACUUCAGUCGGAAAGACAACGCUUGCUCACACAGCACAAACUACAGCUGGACAAGCAGAAGGCAGAGCUGACCCAGCAGCACACUGAGUGGGUGAGACAGGUCACCCAGAGACACAUGCAGCAGAUCGAGGACCUUCAGAACGAAAUACACACACACACACAAAUGAUGGCCCUGCAGCAGGAUCUGAAGCAGCAAAACCGCUUACAGUCACUAGAGAGACAGCUGGAUGAGAAGAGCAGUGAGGUUCAAGAGCUAAAGAGAGAGAAUGAAGAUCUGAAAGAACGCAUGAAUGCAGUCAUAGCACAGAAAGUAGAACAAGAUGACCAUAAACAUAAACACAAGAUUUUCUCAGAGGAACACGAUGAGGCGGGUGAAGCGGUUGGGUCGGAUCACAGGAAUAACAUGGAGAGUGUGAAGAGAGAGCACAGAAUGGAGAUCCAGACCAUAAUAUCAGACUUCAGCACCGCCCAAACACGACUACAGGCCCGCAUAGUUGCCUUGGAAACAGAGUUGAGAGAAAGGGAAGAAAGGGGAAAGAGGAGAGUAGAAGACCUGCACACAAUUGCUAAACUACAGGACAAGCUCAGCGAGAGAGACCAACUCAUCAAAAGUCUAGUGGAGGACCUCCACCAGCUAUCCCAGCAUCCAACUCUGUGCAGCGAUGAAAUUUUGAAGCCUUAUGACUCUAGGACACAAGCAGGGACCCUAACACCUACUAUGAAGAAAAAAGGGGUUGAGGAAACUAGCAUCCCAAACCUCUGCUCAUAUGAUGGGGGGUCACCUAAGGCCAAAUGCUCACCAGUUAUGGAGCGUGGCAGUCUGGAACAGUGCGGGCGAGGGACCACCCUAACAAGGACACACACCCCCACCUCCCCUCAUUCUGAACACAGAGGCUCCUCUAUCAGACACAGCCGCCCACCUUCACAAGAGGUGCGACAUCAGCCGCAGCUUAAAGUCAACUACAACCAGCACAUCAGGACUCCAGCUGAGCAGAGGGUUAUUGAAACAGGGCCUGAUGGACAAGACCCUCAAAAACAGGAGUGGUUCACCAAAUACUUCUCUUUCUGAGGUCCCACAAACCUUCGUCCUUAUCUGUCCCAACAUUUUGAGUACAAGCUCACCAAAGUCUCCUUUUUCUGCAUAAUUGAAAGCUAACACCAAAUAAGCUUUUCUACAGGAUGCAUCUCACUUUUAUCCUGUUGAUUGAACAGCAGCAAAAAAAAAAAAAAAAAAACCUGAACAGGUCUGCAGCAAAUCCAACAUGGACAACUAUUAAUUUGUAAAAAUUAACCGCCAAUUCUGGAUUGCUGGAAAUGUGGUGUGGAAUGCUGAGACUUUUCUUAAUAAACAAAAAUGAGAAUCCAAGAACAGCUGGUUUUGCCAUACUAUGCCAAAACUGUAACUAUUUCAAGAUAAUUAAUGUAUAUCAAUAAAUUACAUAUUUUUGUUUUUUAAAUUGCAUGAUUGCACAUUUUCUUUAUUUGUUUUUAACAUCUUUUUACAGAACAUUAGAAUACUGUACUUGCCCUGGACUAGUCAUUCGAAAUAUACAGGUCUAUCUAUUGUGUUAAUUAAAA